AUGUGCCCGAGUUAUAUACCGGCGUGCUCCCUGUGUCUCUUCCCUCCGCUUUUGCUGCUUUUUGGACAACAUUGUCUGGCAGCCCGCCCCUUGCUUGUCUUUCUGAUCGAUGGAUUCCGCUAUGACUACAUGGACGACCUGCAUGCCCUACCCGGAUUUCGUGAGCUCGUGGACAAUGGGGUGAAAGUGGACUACAUGACGCCGGACUUUCCGAGUUUAUCAUACCCUAAUUACUAUUCAUUAAUGACAGGCCGUCACUGUGAUGUUCAUCAGAUGACUGGAAACUACAUGUGGGAUGAAGCUUCUAAGAAGGAAUUCCUGAUUGGGAUCAAUCCUGAUAGCCGCUUGCCUCUUUGGUGGAAUGGAUCAGAGCCAUUAUGGGUCACCCUGCAGAAGCUGGGAAAGAAGGUUUUCAUGUACUACUGGCCUGGCUGCGAGGUGGAGAUUCUGGGUGUCCGCCCCUCGUUCUGUGAGGAGUACAUCUACAACCCAUCUGAGAAAAAUCUUACAGACUCAAUAGAGAAUGCUCUCAGCGUGUUGAGGUCAGGUCAUGCAGACAUGGCAGCAAUAUAUUAUGAGAAAAUAGAUGUGGAGGGUCAUCACUUUGGGCCAGACUCUCAUCAGGUCAGAGCAGCUGUGCAACAAUUGGACCAUGCCAUGCAGACACUCAACUUCAAAAUUAAAGAGAAGAACAUGGUGAAACAGCUGAACAUUAUGCUAUUUUCUGACCAUGGCAUGACAAAGAUCCAGUGGAUGGACAAGGUCAUAGAACUGGACAAGUAUAUUAAUAUGUCAGACAUUGUCAAGAUGAUGGACAGAGGACCAGUAGUCAGUCUGUGGCCAGAAGAAAACAAGUACCAACAGGUGUAUGCUGCAUUGUCCCAGGCCCCUAACAUGCGUGUCUAUGCCAGACAUGAGAUCCCCAAACGUCUCCAUUACAAAGGAGGACGGUUUGUUUCCACCCUGACGCUUGUGGCUGAGCCAAGCUGGUUUAUCAUAGAGAAUAAGGAUGGACUCCCAUACUGGAAAAAUGACACUGGUGAGCCCUCAGCAUGGCAAAAUGGCUGGCAUGGUUACGACAAUGAGUUCCUUGACAUGAGAGGCUUUUUCUUGGCAACAGGACCUGACUUCAAGCAGAAUGUUCAGGCGGCUCCAAUACGAGCAGUGGACAUCUAUAAUGUGAUGUGCUGGGCAUUGGGAGUUAAACCGUUGCCCAAUAAUGGGUCCUGGUCUCGGGUGGAAUACUUCCUGAAUGGCUCUGAUGGUCCAUCAUGCCCUACCCUCUGGACCUGCUGUAUGGUUUUGUCAGGAAUACUGCUUGCACUGUGGGACUAAACAAUAAACAAUGUUGAUAACUAAUGAUAGCUAGAGUUGGAAC
Scomber scombrus (Atlantic mackerel) is the source of this 1378-nucleotide messenger RNA. It is a transcript of the gene enpp6, whose product is annotated as ectonucleotide pyrophosphatase/phosphodiesterase 6. The transcript is spliced from 8 exons. The record is from RefSeq and is a predicted model, not a curated record. Lineage: Eukaryota; Metazoa; Chordata; Actinopteri; Scombriformes; Scombridae. The coding region runs from base 1 to 1335 and encodes 444 amino acids.